This is a messenger RNA of Salarias fasciatus (jewelled blenny), 5799 nucleotides long. It is a transcript of the gene spag17, whose product is annotated as sperm associated antigen 17. Gene Ontology annotation, biological process: axonemal central apparatus assembly; epithelial cilium movement involved in extracellular fluid movement. The transcript has 46 exons. Bases 11 to 5770 code for a protein of 1919 amino acids. The record is from RefSeq and is a predicted model, not a curated record. NCBI's taxonomy places the organism in Eukaryota, Metazoa, Chordata, Actinopteri, Blenniiformes, Blenniidae. Gene Ontology annotation, cellular component: axonemal central apparatus.
UCUAUGCGAAAUGCCGCCGAAAGUUCGUAAAAAGAAGGCAGAAGGUGAGAAAACAAACCCGGGAGCCGCAGAGAAAAAGACAUGGGAGGCGAAGCUGACUGAGGCUCGCUUUGAGGAGGACUCAUGGCGGGCCAGUGUGUCUGUGGUGGUUGGGAGAAGCCCAGCAGAAGAAACACUGAUCCAGGCUCUGGCUCUGGCUGUACCACAGCGCAAACUUUUUACGGCCAUAACCAGGGACAGCGCUCUUGCAAAGGUCUGUGAGCCGGGCAAUCCCAAAGGGAAAAAGUCAGAUGAACCUCCGAUGUUCUAUGAGGUUAUGGAGGUGGCGAAGGCGCUGUUGGACGCUGGUCAGGAAGUUUCUUGUGAUCUGAUGGCGAAAAUACUGAAGUUCCUGCUGCUGCAGAUCAAGACUGACGACCAACGGAAGAUGGGAGCUGAACAGAACAGAGGUGGGGCUAAAGGCUCUCCAGUGGCGCCAUGCAAAGAGAGGAAAACCAAGCUGAAACGCAGGGAUGAUGUCGAGCCGCCUACAUUCAAAGAUGACGAGCCAGACGACGGUCCUCAGCGCUAUAUCCUCCUGCUGGGUUUCUACCAGCCACAGCUGAUUGGACUCUUGGAUGCCAUGGGUGUACAUGUAGCUCAUGUGAUCCAGUUGUGCUCAGAACAAACCGAGUCGUCUGAGGAGCAGCAGGACCAACAAGGCUGCGAGACCGGUGAACAGAGUCUGAGCGCUGCGUCGGCUCUGGAUACAGAAAAAGUUAUCGACAGCUCACAGCUGGCUGUCCAGGCCAGAAACUUGGAUCUGUUCUGGUCAAAUCUGAGGCCGCUUUUAGACGCUGGCCCACUGAACUCCAAGCUCCACGAUGUGGUUCAGCUCAGCUACACUGCGUCAGACGUCUCGCUUCCUCUCCUCACACAGGACCCCAUCUCUGUGUCGGAGGUAGGGAGCGGCGUCUUUGACGGAGUGGCCAAUCUGAUCUACGACUGUCUGAGGUGGCGCAGGCAGCACCAGCAUUAUCAAAACCACGUCAGACUCAUCAGCGUCCCCUCAGUUGUCAGAAUGGAUUCAGAGUUCGUGUGUGCAGAGGCCAAAGCGCCUCCUCUCUCAGCAGAGGUGGACAUGUGUCACUACAGCAGCCUGCUGGACCUGCUUCCCCCUGAAGCCUGCUCUGUGCCCUUGAUCCUGAACUGUAUGGUGGAGCAGGUGGUGGUUUCCACAGAGUCCCACUUGACAGAGGAGCCCGAACUGCUGGAUGGUCCAGAGCUGAGUGAACAGCUGGUCAGCUACAUCCUCCGAAGCUUCAUGCCUCUGAUGGACACUGAAGAGGAGAAAAGCCACUUUUUGAGGAACAUGCUAACUUUCGUACAAAAGAAAGAAGACGAGAAGCCUCUGUUGAGUAAUCUUGGAGCAGACAAACCUGGAAAAAAGCGCAAGCAUCCUCGGAUCAUCAGACACCACGAUGAGAGGGCGCAGCGUUUGGGAGGCAUCGGCGUGGUUCCGGGCUUCGAUCCCUCAGAGGUGGAAAUGUCCAUGAUGAGAUUCUCUCCAGUGUGGGAGCUGAUUCAGUCAGUUCGACAGAGAAGCGGCAGCUCCUGUUGGAUGGCCCUCAAACAGCAGCUGCAACAGUCCUGCACAGAUGAUAAUGCGCCAUGGCAGGAAGUGGAGCGAUUGUUUCAUCAGAGUGUGUUUGAGGCGAUGCCUCUCACUCGACUGGACCAGCAGGAUAUGAUAGCAGCAGGGCAGCAGACUCCAACAGCAAUCCCGUGGGACAGCCCCUCAUCCUACGCUAAGCAGCAGCUUCAUAAUCUGUGGACUGAAGGUCCAGCAUUCCUUACUGAAGACACUGCUAAUGCAGAGCAGUUCAGUGGGAGAGCGAGCACCCAGCUGGAUUUAUGUGAUCUGCAGAGAUGUCGUUUGAGAUCUCUGUCUGACUGGCACUAUGCUGAACACCUCGAUGCCACCAUUUUCCCUCAGGUCCUCCAGGCAGCUUCAGAACAGUACAUCUGUGUGGACACCUUUAGAGGAUGUCAUGAUAACACACUGUACAUUUACUGCCACAAUCCCAUGGAUGUUCAUCGCCACUGCAAGGAGUCCUGGGGUGUGUCUCUUCAUACCGAUGUCAAGUUCAGGACGUACCUGGAGCAUGUGGCAGAUACCAUUUCAGACUGGACAAGAGAGGAAGAAUUAAAGCGAGAUGCGGAAGCCAGAAACUCUACUGAGUCUCCAGAAGAACCGGAUGAAGAGGCGAUAUGUGCUGUAGAGGAAGACAGUCUGAAAGCAGUCAUCAGAAAAGGCUCCCUCAAACUGGAGCAGGAUCGGCUGAAGGAAGAGGAGAUGGCUAAAAAAUCAAAGAAAGAAAACACACCGAAAGGCAAGCCACAGAGGGAGGAGGGCAGAUCAACGUCUAACAAAAAAGGCAAACCCUUGACUGGGGGCGAAGAAAGCCGAGCAGAGACGGCGGACACCGGAGCCAAGACUCCUAAAGAGUCCGUUCUUCCCACAGCCGCUCCUGAGGAUGGAAACGCUGAACUGCAGCUGACAGCGAAACCUUCAACUGGUUUCACAGGCUACAGCAUGGACGGACAGUUGAUCCAUGUGUCCGGACGGCUUCAGCACGUCUUCCCCUCAGAUGGAGGGUGCAUCACUGUGGAGAACAUCAACUUUGUUGAAGGCUCCCACCUAAUGAAAGUAGCCGUAAUGAAGGAUGGACAUAGUUUCUACACGCAUAUCAACUCGGUGAAGCUUCCUCCUCAGCAUCAAGACGGACAAAAUGCGGAAAAGAAAGAUUGCUAUGGAGUGUUGGAUGCUGUGGAGGUAAUUAGAUUGAAGCAGGGCUCUCUCACAGCAGUGCUAGAUAAUGGGAUCCGCCUCUCGUACAGUUCCUAUGGUCCCAUGGGAGAAUGCACAGUGACUUCCCAGGAAACAGAAAGAACCUCUACUGUUGACCCCAUCCCUGCCUCUUCCUCCACCCAUCACUCCCAGGAAGCUGACAUUCAAACCGCACCCAGCAACGCUGUACCGCCACAGAACCAGGUGUCUGAAGACCAACCAGCGUCGCCAUCAAAUCCUGUCAGGAGUCUCAUCCUGUCACUUCCUAAUGGCCUUGUGUUGAAAUUUCUGCUGGAUGGUGCACAAGGAGUAUCGCGGGAAGAAAGGGGUAUUCUAGUGAGACAGAGCUUCCCCCUGCCUGAUGCAGGAGAUUCAGGCCAUCAUCAGAACUCAUCUCUCUCCGAGGAGCUGUUCCGUAUAAUCACUGGCCAGGGAGCUGUUAUCCGUUACCUGAAAGACGGAUCCACAGAGGUGCUUUUUGCAGAUGGCACAGUCAGUGUCAGCCAAGAUUCUGGUCCAGAGUUGGUGCCUGACUCCAAGGUUCAGGACGAAAACUCUCAUGAAGAAGCAAAGGACAAGAAAGAGCGGAGCUCGGAGAGAGAUGCGGAGGCUCAGGGGCGCUGUUGGAUAACCACAACUCCAGCUGGCGAUCGCAUCUGCACAAUUGGGACCACACACAAACACAUACCCACUAAGCCUCUUCUCAACUUCAAGGUUACAGACUUUUUCACCCAACAGGUGAUGCUGACCCGAGAGGAUCACGUGGUUUCUGUUCAAAAUCCAGACGGAUCUCAGAUUGUUGAACAUGUCGAUGGAACCAGGAUCACGAGUGCCCAACAAGACAGCGAUCAGGGGAGCCUGUCUGUCAAAGAGCGGGUAAUAACGGUGGAAAAAGAUGGCUGCGCCACAGUGGUGAUGUACCCGGAUCGUCACAUGGCCCGUGUGCUUUUAGCUGAUGGAAGCGUCGUCACUGGGAAUAAUCAAGGCGAAUACCAGGUGUAUCCAUCAAGGGCUGGACUCCUGCACAUCCAAAAUGAUGGAAAGUGUGUGUACUCUUCUGACAAGUAUGUAACGUCCAGCUUAAGCACAGCAACUCCCACUAACCAAGCUGGAAUUUACACCAUGAGCCACACAGACAAGGUGGCAUGUGACAUUAGAGACCUGGAUGGCAACCACUUCCAGGUGAUGGAUGACGGACACGUCUGUGUGCUCAACGUCACUCCUGCUCCAAGUGCACAACAUGAUGAGGGAGAGCUAGAAAGGGAGGAGGGCAGAGAAGUAUCCAGGCUUUGUGAAAAAGACCUAAUAAAUUGUACAAGGCUAUUUCUGGUGCACGAGGAUGGUUCGGGCAGUGAACUGCUGAACCGUCACAGUGUGGAGAAGCUGCUCCACCAGGCAUACUCUGAUCCCACCGUAGCAGUGCUGAAAGAACCUCUGCCAGAUACACAAGGUGACUUUGGCAUCACUCUCCUGAAGCCCAGCCACCAGAGCGUGUGGUCCCAGUGGCUGCUCGCCAAACAAAUCGACGACAUCACUCCUCCUAACCUCAGAAACCGCAGCUGGCAUGACUUCCCCAGAAGGAAGACCUCAGGUCCUCCUUUUGGGACUAAUUUGUCCCUGUGGGGGACGUGUGGUGGUUCUGCAGCUCAGUCUCCGACUGUCAGGAGCUGUCCUGAGGUCCUGGAGAUAAGGGAGCUGUGCCAGCACCAGCCAUUCACUGCACCAUUCAAAAAUGCCAUAGACUCACGACUGAAGGAUUACAUCCUGAAUUUGAUGGAAAGAGAACAGCGGUGUGAAGAAAUGCAAAUAAAAGACCCUCGGACUGAGAAGGAGCGUACCUAUGCUCGCGAUCGCCUCAGUCUGAGUCUGUCUUUUACAGAAGAAGAUGAUGCGAGCCACUCUCGUCGUGAAAGGAAUCCAGAGGACGUGGCCGGUCUGUACAGACGAGGACUCGGAGCACGAAAUGAGCAGUCCAGUCACAGUCCGGAGACACUCACGUGUUUUACAAAAAGUACAGAGUCGAAAUGGACUGAGAGACUGGCAGAUCACAGACAUGAACUACAAGAGGAAAAGAAUUACAGAGCGGCUCUGAAGAGGAAGGACAUUGUUCCCUAUUUUCACCCUGAAAAUAAACACUUAUACCAGAGUCUGCAGCAGCGUCAGUUUCCCACCAUGAGGAGCUCAUCCAUAGAUCUCUCACCGAUCUCCAAGUCAGACAGUGCUCAGUCCUUCCUAAGAGACGCCCCACAAGAGAGCACCCCACGGCCUUUAAACCCCACACCUUCUCAAUCAGCCAGUCACACAAACACAAAAGGCAGGAUGUCUGAGAGGAGACCCACCAACCCCACGCCCCAGAGUGAACGCAGUCAGAGGGGUUCAGGUAGGCAGUGGAAUCCACUCCAGGUGGACGUGACUGGAAAUCCCAGGAAGACGAAAGUCAGACUACCAACAUCCAUCCUCAGCUCAAAACCCAGAUGCCUGCCAAAUCAACAGUUUCUGACAGUGGAAGAGCCCGUGAGGAGGAAAUGUCGAACAGUUUCUCUCACUGAUCCCACAGCCACCGUCCGGGGCUUCCAGCUCCUCCCAGCCAGUGUUGACUUUGGCACAGUGCAGGCCACCACCUCCUCGGCUAUAACUGUGGUGAUGAGGAACGUCGGUGUUGACACAUGCAGGUUUCGUGUACAACAGCCCCCACUCUCCACAGGCCUGCAGGUGAUCUACAAUCCUGGGCCUGUGGCUGCAGGUUUGCAUGUUGAACUGCUGGUUCAGCUAUUUGCCAUGUGUGCAGCCAGAGCGGGAGAAACAGAACCAAAGUACAUUUCACAGGAUAUCAUCAUCAACACGGAGACGGAAAUCCUCUACCUGCCCGUCACUGCUACCAUCCUCCCUGAGUUGUCAUAUGACAUUUGGAAAAAGAACACCAGAUCACAGAAAAAGUAAAGUUCCAGCAUCUUCCGCCGACAUUCCAC